This is a messenger RNA of Exaiptasia diaphana, 993 nucleotides long. Its product is annotated as substance-K receptor-like. The record is from RefSeq and is a predicted model, not a curated record. The transcript has a single exon. The coding region runs from base 1 to 993 and encodes 330 amino acids. Gene Ontology annotation, cellular component: membrane. NCBI's taxonomy places the organism in Eukaryota, Metazoa, Cnidaria, Anthozoa, Actiniaria, Aiptasiidae. Gene Ontology annotation, biological process: G protein-coupled receptor signaling pathway. Gene Ontology annotation, molecular function: G protein-coupled receptor activity.
AUGGCUGACAUCAAGUUCCUUGCCAUAAAAGUUGUUUCCAUUGUACUUUCUGCYAUCUCAAUCUUUGGUAACGCCUUKGUUUGUCACAUUAUCGUKAAAGUCARAUCGAUGAAGACRUCCAUGAAUUACAUCAUACUWAACCUUGCYAUACUWGACGCUAUGAGUGGCUUUAUURCCAUAUUUUUUACACUGGCGAACACUGAUGGAGAAGAGCUUGGCCCGCCACUAAUAAAACAGGCUUACAAUGAAAGUAGCAUCGCCGVAGAGGUCAUUUGCAAGAUAAAAUGGAGCUUAUGGUUUGGAACUAAUGUUUCUUCGUUUCUAUUAUUGGGAUUGGCGUACGAGCGCUACAGAGCUAUUGUUCAUCCUCUGUCAAGACUACAUGGAAUUCCUAUCAAGAAAGUUGUGAGGGUUUUGUGUUUUUCCUGGUUUGCUGGUAUURURAAUUCUGCAUUUGAUGUGCUUUCAGCGACUUUCGAYUCARARGGAGCMAUUUGCAGACAUCUAAAAUACCCGUGGUUUGAUGAAGAAGUCUACCAUAUUACGAUGUUUGUAGAAAUUUACCUCAUUCCCUUCUUUAUCAUUUUCUUUGUUUACCUGCGUGUAAUUCUUACGCUAAGAAAACAAGACGUUGAUCUAGGAACUCAAGGAGAAGCUCAAAGAGAAAGAGCAAGAACACGGAAAAGAGUUAUCAUYGUAGUUAUCAGUGCAACAGCGACUUUCUUCKUAUGUACAGGCAUUUCUCAAUGUUUAUAUCUCGCAUAUACAAUAGGUCGUGAGGGRUUUAGYUCAAGCGAGAUUCGGUUUUUUCAUGACAUAUAUGUCGCAUUAGUUGCAUUUAAUUCGGCUUUUAAUCCUAUUGUGUAUUUUAUAUUCAUCAAGCCUUUUCGCGAUGCUUUUAGAAUUGUAUUUAAACUCAAAAAAGAAGAAAAAAUGCAGUGUCUCAAUGGAGAACUCGUCGAAAGGCACAUUAGGGCAACAGAAAUGAAGUAA